AUUUUUAAAUAUGGGCAAGAGAAUUCGAAGUAAGUUUUCUAACUUAUAUCAUUAUAGCAUAAAGAAAGGGUAAAUCAAACAGUGUUUUUAAAGCACAUUAGAAUUAAAGAGUUGGAAGUCCUUAAUAUAGACAUCUUGAUUAUGCUGAAAGACAUGGUUAUGUAAGAGGUGUGAUUUCUGAAAUUAUUCAUGAUCCAGGAAGAGGAGCUCCAUUAGCUAAAGUAGAAUUCAAUGAUCCUUAUAAAUACAAAAAAUAGACCAAGCUUUUUAUAGCUCCAGAAGGUGCUUAUACUGGAUAAUAUAUUUAUUGCGGUUCUAAGGGUAUUCUUCUUUAAUAUAAGAAUCAUUAAAUAGCCUAGUUAGCAACAGGAAAUGUUUUACCAAUAGGUUCAAUUCCAGAAGGUACAGUUGUAUGCAAUUUGGAAGAGCAUCCUGGAGAUAAAGGUGCUUUAGGAAGAGCUACUGGAUGUUAUGCUACUAUAAUAGGUCAUUCAGAUGAUGGAGCAUAAACUAGAGUUAGAUUACCAUCUGGUACAAGAAAAACAUUAAGUUCUCUUUGCAGAGCAACAGUUGGUUUGAUUUCUGGUGGAGGAAGAACUGAAAAACCUAUACUUAAAGCUGGAAGACAGUUCCAUAAAUAUAGAAGACUCAGAAAAGUAUGGCCAAGAGUUAGAGGUGUUGCAAUGAACCCAGUAGAUCAUCCACAUGUAAAUUUAUUUAUUCAUUUUUAAAUAGGGUGGUGGUAAUUAAUAACAUAUUGGACAUCCAUCAACUUUAUCAAGAUAUGCUCCACCAGGUUAAAAAGUAGGUCUUGUAGCUGCCAGAAGAUCAGGACUUCUUAGAGGAGGUGCUCAACUUAAAUAAAUGGAUGAAGAUUUAGCUGCUUAAUAAGCUAAAAAAUGAUAUUUUAUUUAUGUUUGUACAAUAUUCUAAACUUAC
Paramecium sonneborni is the source of this 939-nucleotide messenger RNA. NCBI's taxonomy places the organism in Eukaryota, Ciliophora, Oligohymenophorea, Peniculida, Parameciidae. The record is from the annotation of a GenBank genome assembly.